CAUUUCUCUCCGCCUUCACUAUAACAUUUUCCAUUUUCCUUAGUUUCUCUCUUCAGUUUUUCUCCAUUUUUUUUCUGUGAGUUUUUCAGUAUGAGAAUGAGCUGUAAUGGAUGCAGAGUACUACGCAAAGGUUGUAGUGAAAACUGUAGUUUAAGACCAUGUCUUCAAUGGAUCAGAUCACCUGAUUCUCAAGCCAACGCUACUGUUUUUCUUGCCAAAUUUUAUGGCCGUGCUGGCCUCUUUAACCUCAUCAAUUCCGGCCCCGAUCAUCUCCGCCCUGCCAUCUUUAGGUCUCUAUUAUACGAAGCUUGUGGCCGGAUAAUAAACCCGGUCCACGGUUCAGUCGGGUUGAUGUGUUCAGGAAACUGGACCCGUUGCCAAGAAGCAGUUGAAUCAGUUCUCAAAGGCUCUACUAUAAUGCAAAUUCCAAUCAUCGACGAUAACAAUACAGAUCAAGAGUCUCAUCAAAUCAUGCCACUAAAAGGCUGUGAUAUUCGACACAUUUCCAAAAAUAAUUCAACUGAUAUUCACCAAGUAGUCAAAACAAGGAACAGAUUCAAGCGCAAAGCUAAAGUUGAAACUAAUGCAUCAGAGUACAUGAUAAACGAACCCGGUCCGUUGAAGUUUAGUAUUACAGGGUGGGAUUUUGACCAUCAUAUGGAGGAAGAAGAUGAGUUGAAACGUGCACCAAGUCAUGACUCGUUCUCUGUUGAAACUGUUGAACCGUCUUUGGUGAACCGGUUUGAACCGGUUCUGCCUGUGAAAUUGGAGGAAGAUGGUGGUGACGUAGGGUUAGAGCUCACUCUUGGAUUAAUGAGCCCAGCAUAAUAAUAAAAUGUUGAAGAAACCAUUUUGGCGGCUUCUGCUAUCGGUUGGUUCUUAGAUCAGCCAAGAACAAUAGGAAAAUUAGUUUCCUUUUUAUAAGUGGUGUUUCCUUUUGUUUUUUUUUUCUUCUUUUUUUU
Nicotiana attenuata is the source of this 962-nucleotide messenger RNA. RefSeq names its product LOB domain-containing protein 42-like. Gene Ontology annotation, biological process: regulation of gene expression. Bases 91 to 828 code for a protein of 245 amino acids. The record is from RefSeq and is a predicted model, not a curated record. The transcript has 2 exons. NCBI's taxonomy places the organism in Eukaryota, Viridiplantae, Streptophyta, Magnoliopsida, Solanales, Solanaceae.